CCCUGCUGACGUGUAUACCAACAGAUAGAAAUGGAGCACGGCGUUGCAUUUCCGGCUGAUCAUAGAGUAGACGAAGGAGCCGUCGGCCCCUGACGCCGGGCACAUAGAAAUAGACAUUGGAGACAAAGCUGGCCAUUCUAACUUUGCCAGAACUCAGGCUAGUCAUUUUCCGACGGGUCUCGACGGAGUCAUUCCCACUGUAGAGGAUAAGACAGGUGGGUGGCCGCGAUGCGCUCUUCUCUGAGCAAGCAUGUACCUAGAGCAAGCGAGUUUGGUAACACCCUGAACGAGAUUCAAGCUCCGAAGCGGUUAAAUAGUCCUGGGGCCAUGGCCCAGAACCUCGAUCUCGGUAUGCAGCUGACACAAACGAUAGCGGGCCGGAUAUUCAAUUCAAAGACAUGGACUGAAGUGGAGGCAAACGCUUCAAGCGACGAGAGAUAAGAACGAUGUCCGCCGUGUGUGCUGCAAGUAAUGCUUGUGAAACCUCGCUGUGCAAACCGCAUUUAGGGGUUACAACAGACGACCGAGUGUUCCACACGCAUGUUGAAGUGGAACCGCCAUUGCCUCAUCGGAUCAUUUGUUUGCUCGUCAGUCAAAGACACUGGCGGGCAUGCCGGCAGCCGUGGUUGAUGUCGGUGUCGAUGGCGAUAUUGCUCUCCUUCAGCGGUUGCUCGUCAAA
Molecule: messenger RNA, 679 nt
Organism: Colletotrichum phormii
Lineage: Eukaryota; Fungi; Ascomycota; Sordariomycetes; Glomerellales; Glomerellaceae
Exons: 1
Coding region: 229-441 (70 amino acids)
Source: RefSeq, a predicted model, not a curated record